CGUAUUCUAAGCCAAAUUACCUACAGGAAGGGUGAGUAUUUUGUCGCUUUAUUGAGGCAGACAUUCACAUGCUGCUGCACAGUGGGACAUUCUUGUUCUUUGGUAUUUACUGGCUCAAAACCUAUCUGGACUGGUUUGAUAAAGCGAAUAUUCCCCAGAUUUUGGACUUCUAAGCCUACCAGAUCUCUUUCCCUGCUGUCUUGAUCCAACAACAUGGGCAGUCCUUGGUUUACACGCUCAGACGAGCACAAUCAGUACAAUCAAGAUCACACAAACGGCUCGAGCAACCCAGUAGAGGUUGGUAUGGCUGCCGAGAGUAAAGACAUCUACCGGAAGAGCAGCUGGGACCCCUGGCAGGAGUGGACGGAGGAAGAAAUCGGAGUCGAUGGAAGAUCAUCCCAGGCUUCAGCCAAAUAUGCACUCAUUGUCCGCCGCGAGAAGGAACAUGGCGAAACUGAUGAAUCAGUCCUCUCGCUACAUUCUAUCACAGUGCAGAGUCCACUACUCAAAAAGAUUCUUGGUCCGGUCUUCGAAGGCUAUAAGGGCGUCAAUACUAACCUCAAGAAGCUCGAGUUUCAUGCGCCUUUUCGAGAGUUCUUUUAUAGAUGGGAUGAGUUUAAUCAAGCCGACCCGAAAAACGAUUCAGCUGAUUUCUCCGAGAAGUGUUCCCAUUACAGACUUCUGGCAGAUAUCAUAAAUGCCGAGAUCAAGCCGCGUAUUGAGCAAGCCUCGGAUCUUUUGAAUAACGGCGUCAUAUCGUUUGAUUAUGUAUGGACGCUCUUUGAGCCUGACAUCGAAGUCUACACCAAGGUUCAAGGUCGCGAGAGGCUGUUCAAGCUGAGCAGCGGUAAUUAUUCCAAGAUCUCAGAUGGAACAGUGGCAUACGUACUUAGUGUCCGGUUCAUCGACACCGAUGGGGACACCUUCGGAUACACAGAAACAAGCUUGACCAUAUUGCCUUUUGAGAACGUCACACCUAUCUUGGAGCUAGACGUUAUCCCGGCGCGGCUCUGUCCCGAUUUGGAUGAAGUCAAGGAGCGACUCGUUCAACGUGGUCGAGUAUUUAUGAGCUUGAAAGGCAUCCACCACAGGACGUAUUCUGGUAUGUACAGUCUGUCCAAUACAGCUUCGGGGAUUCCAAAGCAGCGGCAUGUGACAGACGAACGGAUCAUCAUUGACUGCAGAACAUUCUCAUGGUUCAAUCACGGUACAUCCGGUCCACUCCAGCCACUUCUAGCUGCGAAAGGCUUUGAGUUCCGUGGUAACGAUCGAUGCCAUGAUAAAUGGGAUGAUUCGUUGGCGUAUGGGUCUUUACCAACCAAAACAUACACCACAAGAGUUUCAAGCAAUGGUUCACAAAACCCACAUAUACCCAAUAAGAAACUCUCCGAAAGCCAGUAUGCCCUAUGUACGAACCUCGUUAGAGGGUUUUGCCUGAAAACUAAACAAUGGGGGUUAUUCGAUAUUGAGCUCGUCAAAGACGUGAUAUGGAGCUCAACUGCCUUUGAUCAGCUUGUACUGCCGCACGAUUACAAACGAAUCAUCCAGGCAUUUGUUGGUGCUCAAAUGUCUGGCUUAGACAAUUUUGACGAUGUAAUCAAAGGCAAAGGAAGGGGUAUUAUCAUGCUUCUGAGUGGAGAGCCGGGAACUGGGAAAACACUUACAGCUGAGUCUGUUUCCGAGAUCAUGCAAAAGCCCCUUUACAAUAUGAGUGCUGCCGAGCUAGGUGAUGUUGCGCAAGAAGUUGAGCAGAAGCUAGAUUGUGCUCUCGAGCUCUCAACAAGAUGGGGAGCAGUGCUUCUUCUCGAUGAGUGCGACGUCUUUCUCGAACGUCGAACUACCUCGGAUAUCAAAAGAAACAAACUCGUGUCGAUUUUCCUUAGACUCCUGGAAUACUUUGAGGGCGUCAUGUUCCUCACUACCAAUCGAGUCUCAGCUUUUGAUCCAGCCUUUGAGUCUCGAAUUCAUCUCACUAUUCACUACCCCAAUCUGGACUACACGAGCAGGUUGCAUAUCUGGAAGACAUUUGUUAACACUGGUACCGAUGGCAAUAGUCUUUCCGAAGAUGACCUGAACGAAUUGGCCAGUGUCGAGCUCAAUGGGAGGCAGAUUAAAAAUGUGGCCAAGACGGCAAGACUUCUUGCAACACACGAGAGGACUAAACUGGCUAUGGGUCAUAUCAGUACGGUUCUAAGAAUCAAGAAAGGGCUGGCAGGAGGUUUAUGAUAACUAAGCUCAAGACAAGGACUACCGGACCUUACUAACUCCAGAGAUCGGCACGUCUCGGUUCACAGUGUAGAGCCUUGCGAUUUCGAUUCGCUAUAAAUAGAUCCUUUCGUCUAGUGAUUAA
Molecule: messenger RNA, 2350 nt
Organism: Fusarium redolens
Lineage: Eukaryota; Fungi; Ascomycota; Sordariomycetes; Hypocreales; Nectriaceae
Product: P-loop containing nucleoside triphosphate hydrolase protein
Exons: 6
Coding region: 214-2226 (670 amino acids)
Molecular function (GO): ATP hydrolysis activity; ATP binding
Source: RefSeq, a predicted model, not a curated record